CCGCCCCUUCUCCUGCGCCCGCCUCCGCGGCGCCCGGCGCCCCCGGCCGAAGGAAGACCAGGUACGCCUGGCCAGUGCGUGUUGGAAAAUGGCUGGCUCAGCAGAUUUCAACCUGAAAAUCGUCCUGGUCAGUUUUAAGCAGUGUCUCAACGAGAAGGAGGAGGUGCUGCUGGACCACUACAUCACCAGCUGGAAGGGGCUGGUCAGGUUUCUGAACAGCCUGGGCACAGUCUUCUCAUUCAUCUCCAAGGACGUAGUCUCAAAGCUGCACAUCAUGGAGCACCUGAGGAGCAGCCCUCAGUGCGAGCACUACACGAGUCUGCAGUCCAUGGUGGCCUACGAAGUGGGAAACGGACUGAUAGACCUGGAUCGCCGCUCCCGUAACCCUAACUCAGGCUGCAGAACCAUGCUGCGCCUACACCGGGCCCUGCACUGGCUGCAGCUGUUCCUGGAAGGCCUGCGCACCAGCCCUGAGGACGCACGCACCUCCACACUCUGCCUUGACUCCUACAACGCCUCACUGGCUGCCUACCACCCAUGGAUCGUGCGCCAAGCUGUCACAGUGGCCUUCUGCACCCUGCCCUCACGCAAGGCCUUCCUUGAAGCCAUGAACGUGGGGCCUCCUGAGGAGGCUGUGGAGAUGCUAGGCGAGGCCCUGCCCUUCAUCAAGCAAGUGUAUGACAUCUCCCAGAGGCUCUACACUGAGCACUCCCUGCUGAACCUGCCCUAGCAGCUGGCACCCAGGUCAGGCAGCUCUCCCUGCUGCAGGGCUUGGGCAGGGCAAGGCCUGUACUCUACACACAGCUUUUUGGGUGCCACUGUCACCCCUGCAAGCUGAGCUUGCUGGAAGCUGUGGGCCUGUGCCCCUCUGAACUAUAGCCUAACCCUCAGCCUCAGUUACACACAUGCUCAGUUUAGGCCUCACUGAGGUAUAGACAAGUCAGGCAGGGCAGGACCUGGUGAGUGCAGCAGCCAGAAGGGUUGUCCCAUCUCUGUUUGUGAAAGGUGUAUGGUCAUGGGUCUCUGGGUCACAAAGGCUCUGUCCUCUAGCCAUGUGCUUAGUUUCCCAUUGUUGUCACAGGCCCAGGACACAGAAGGGACAGGGUGUCUGUGCCAGACAGACAACCACAGUCUCCGCCACCCUGGGUGGGGGUCUUGGCAUAGUGGGCUCUUCUCUUCCCCUUUACUUCCUGAUUGGCCUCUGCAUGCAAAACAGGCCAGCAGCUUUCUAUCCAGGGCUCCUAGAAAGUCCUGGGAAGGACUCCUCCAGAGUCCCUGUGGGUAUCAGCUCCUAGGGGGGCAUGCUACAAGGCACCCCCAGCUCAGCCUGAGGUCCUGGGAGUUGAGCCAGGCCUCACCCUCCCAGUAAGCACCCCACAAGAUACCACACUUUCUCCCCUGUGCUGUUGCCCCUGUCCCCACAGUGAUCAGGACACCCUGGUGGGGCACGGUAUGGCAGGGGGCCAGGCGUGUGCCUACCUGCCAGCCACCACCCAGCACUUGGGGAGCUGGCCUUUCCAAAUGGCUUUUACACUAGACCUAGGACAGACCAGGAGGCAGUGUCUACAGGGCAGCAGACACAUCAGUGUGGGCUUAUAGGGUUUGUUUGGUCCCUGAUAUAUGUGGUAUUUCCCAGAAUAAAAUUACACUUAUAGGCCUGGG
Molecule: messenger RNA, 1662 nt
Organism: Chinchilla lanigera (long-tailed chinchilla)
Lineage: Eukaryota; Metazoa; Chordata; Mammalia; Rodentia; Chinchillidae
Gene: Cptp
Product: ceramide-1-phosphate transfer protein
Exons: 3
Coding region: 89-730 (213 amino acids)
Biological process (GO): ceramide transport; intermembrane lipid transfer
Cellular component (GO): membrane; cytosol; cytoplasm
Molecular function (GO): ceramide 1-phosphate transfer activity; ceramide 1-phosphate binding
Source: RefSeq, a predicted model, not a curated record